CCCCGGGACACCUGUCCCGCGCCGCGGGCUGUCGCCGCUCCCGGGCCGGGGCGCGGCCAGGGCGCCCCCCGGGACCGCACCGCGGCGCUGCGCUCCCGGGCGGCUGCGGGCAGGCGCGCCGAGGGGGCGCUGCUGAGGGCGCGGCGCGGGACGCCCCGAAGGGCACGGCCGAGGGGCGCGGGCGCUGCCGGAAGCUGGGGCGGGGCGCCGCGCGGGAUGCGCUGAAGGGCGAGCGGCGCGGCGGCGGCGAUGAGUGCCUCUGCGGCCACCGGGGUCUUCGUGCUGUCCCUCUCGGCCAUCCCGGUCACCUAUGUCUUCAACCACCUGGCGGCCCAGCACGAUUCCUGGACAACCGUGGGGGUUGCUGCCCUCAUCUUGCUCCUGGUGGCCCUGCUGGCACGUGUCCUGGUCAAAAGAAAACCACCCCGGGACCCACUGUUCUAUGUGUAUGCGGUGUUUGGAUUCACCAGCGUGGUGAGCCUCAUCAUAGGCCUGGAACAGGACGGAGUCAUUGAUGGGUUCAUGACGCACUACUUGAGAGAGGGUGAGCCGUAUCUGAACACGGCGUACGGGCACAUGAUCUGCUACUGGGACGGCUCCGCUCAUUAUCUGAUGUAUCUGGUGAUGGUGGCGGCCAUCGCAUGGGAGGAAAGUUAUAGAACCAUUGGCCUCUAUUGGGUUGGAUCUAUUAUCAUGAGCAUUGUCGUUUUUGUGCCGGGAAACAUUGUGGGGAAGUAUGGAACCCGCAUUUGUCCUGCUUUUAUCUUAAGCAUACCGUAUACUUGUCUUCCUGUCUGGGCUGGUUUCAGAAUCUAUAAUCAGCCAUCAGAAAGUUAUAAUUAUCCCUCAAAGGUCAUUCACGAAGCCCAAGCAAAGGACCUGAUGAGAAGACCAUUGGAUUUAAUGCUGGUCGUGUGUCUCCUCCUCGCAACUGGAUUUUGUCUGUUUAGAGGACUGAUUGCUUUGGAUUGCCCGGCUGAGCUCUGCCGAUUUUACACGCAAUUUCAAGAGCCCUACCUAAAGGAUCCCACUGCUUAUCCUAAAGUCCAGAUGCUGGCGUAUCUGUUCUACUCUGUCCCUUACUUCGUGAUUGCGCUCUAUGGCUUGGUGGUUCCUGGAUGCUCCUGGAUGCCCGACGUCACGCUGAUGCACGCCGGAGGUCUAGCUCAGGCUCAGUUUUCUCACAUCGGUGCUUCUCUUCAUGCUAGAACUGCUUAUGUCUACAGAGUCCCCGAAGAAGCGAAAACCCUUUUUCUAGCAUUAAACAUAGCAUAUGGAGUUCUUCCUCAGCUCUUGGCCUAUCGUUGUAUCUACAAACCAGAGUUCUUUAUAAAAACAAAGGCAGAUGAAAAAGUUGAAUAAAAAUAUUAUUUCAUGUUCUUCCUCUCUAGAUUACUGACUUUUGUUAUCCUGAUACUGUUAUAUUGUCCCAUUUCACUCCCUUCUCAUACAGGAAUACUUAAGAAUACAUAAAUUCUUGUUCGGCACUGUAUAUGAGCUCUCAUAUGGUUUUGUGUGGGUAAAAUUUUCUUUCUUUGAAGGAAAAGUGAAGUUGAGAAACGGUUUGCUUAAAGAAAUAUAUUCAAAAUUAUCUGUGAAUAAACUUGACCAUCUAUUUCCAUAUUGUUUGCACAUAUUAAAUAUAACUGUAAACAAUUACAAUUAAGUUCCUACAAUAGUGAGAAUGAAAAUGAAACUAUUCAAAAGUGAAUAUGGCCUACGCAUAUUAAAAAAUUCAAAACAACAAAUACAUACUGGAGAGAUACUUUUUGCAUAUAAGACAUAUAUGCAUCAUUAUUAACCUCAAUAUAACAAGCAAAUCAAUCACAGUAUUUCAAAAUGUUAUUUGAAAAUGUUUUCUCAAGGAAAGUCUAUUAUAUUCACUGCUGUUUUAAAAAUUGCUUUUAGUAAAAUUUUUUUGUGAGCCUAAAUAGCUAAGGAGAGAUCGAUAACUUUAUCAUUACUCUUAAUGAAUACUGGUUUUAUCGGUGACUGGAAAUAUUUCUAUUGUAUUUCUGUGUAUAUUUUUAAUAAAUUUUUUUGGCCUUUUAUGAAAACAAAUCUUAUUAAACUGGAAA
This is a messenger RNA of Lontra canadensis (Northern American river otter), 2078 nucleotides long. RefSeq names its product transmembrane 6 superfamily member 1 (gene TM6SF1). Gene Ontology annotation, cellular component: lysosomal membrane. NCBI's taxonomy places the organism in Eukaryota, Metazoa, Chordata, Mammalia, Carnivora, Mustelidae. The transcript is spliced from 10 exons. The coding region runs from base 250 to 1362 and encodes 370 amino acids. The record is from RefSeq and is a predicted model, not a curated record.